Phaedon cochleariae (mustard beetle) is the source of this 693-nucleotide messenger RNA. Lineage: Eukaryota; Metazoa; Arthropoda; Insecta; Coleoptera; Chrysomelidae. The record is from the annotation of a GenBank genome assembly.
AUGGAUUUACUAGGAUCUAUAAUGAAUGCAAUGGACAAACCUCCAAGUUUGAGUGAAAAAGAAAAAUUAUUAAUAAAAAAGAGGAAGCAAGAAUUGGAAAAACGUCAAACUGAAGAAAAAGAAAAAUUGAAGCGUUUCAAGGAUCGGGUUGAGGCAAAACUCAUUUCUCAUUUUCAAGACCCAACAAAUAUUACACUUAAAUUUGAACACAUGGACCAAAUAUGUAGAAGUAUAGUACAUGAAGUAGCCGAAUCAUGUGGCUUAUUAUCUUUCGCUUUUGGGAUCGAUGGCGUAGAUAGAUACAUAAGAGUAUACAGGAAGGAGAACCCUCCUUGUGACGAUGAAAUUGCAGCCAGAAGAAGAGGUGAACCGUGGAAUGAAGACAUUAGACAGCGUCUUAUUGAAAAAAGAAAGCUUAAUGAACAAGAAGAAAUAAGAGGUCCGAAGAGGAAAGCUGAAAAAUUUGUUCCGAAUUCAAACUACAAAGAUAAAUAUGCUCAUCUUAUAGGUCAAGACGCAGCUCUGGAAGCAGCAAAGAAAACAGAGACCAAUAAAUCAUAUGGUUUUGUUCCUAGUGAGAAUAAAAAAGAUGUGAGGUCCAUUGAACAGACCAUGGCUGAUAUAAGAGCCAAGAAACGACAAAAAAAUGAUACAGAAACAAGCGAAGUUCCACCUGAUGUUCCUCCACACUGA